AUGGACGCGGAGGGCCUCGCCUUGCAGUUGAGGCGUUUGCUGAAGGAGUUGCCUACACCGGUGAGGCAAAUGGGAACCUGGAAGGUGAAACGAGAGCUGCUGCUGCCUGGCGACGUCGCAAACUUUUGGACAGGGCACAGUCCUCGUCACUUCGUGGUGAGCAUUGCAGCCGCCAUCGGGAUAUCAAAGGACCGGCGUGACUAUCUGGGGCGAUGGGCGUAUGCUCAACAUGGGUCACAGGAUUACGUCCUCACUUCGCGUCAGGUGGUCCAGGCGAUCCAGACCACUGUUUGCAAGACACUGCUAUUGGGGGGCGAUGGAGGCGGUUACAUUGAGGAGGAGCUGCUUUGCACUUUAAGGAGUUUUGCUGAUGACCUUGGAUUGAAUGGCGAGGAGAUCGUCGGCGCAAAUACGGUGAUGCAAUGGGAUGGACACAAACAGACCUGGCUGCUGGGGGGACAAUAUCCUGCUUUUGCUGUGAACCCGGAGAGGGUUCCGAUUGCCGAAGGGGAGCUCGAGGCGAAGCUCCCUGGAGAAUAUGAGGCUUUUGAAGCAGAGCCGGACGAGGACGAGGUUCUGUGA
Symbiodinium natans is the source of this 582-nucleotide messenger RNA. NCBI's taxonomy places the organism in Eukaryota, Dinophyceae, Suessiales, Symbiodiniaceae. The record is from the annotation of a GenBank genome assembly.